Messenger RNA from Toxorhynchites rutilus septentrionalis, 5285 nucleotides. RefSeq names its product tyrosine-protein kinase Shark (gene Shark). Gene Ontology annotation, molecular function: ATP binding; non-membrane spanning protein tyrosine kinase activity; signaling receptor binding. The record is from RefSeq and is a predicted model, not a curated record. The transcript is spliced from 7 exons. Gene Ontology annotation, cellular component: extrinsic component of cytoplasmic side of plasma membrane. Gene Ontology annotation, biological process: protein phosphorylation; innate immune response; cell differentiation. NCBI's taxonomy places the organism in Eukaryota, Metazoa, Arthropoda, Insecta, Diptera, Culicidae. Bases 794 to 4105 code for a protein of 1103 amino acids.
GAUUUGGGAUACUACACAGUGGUGCACCGUACAAUAUCGCAUACUGAGACAGGUGAGCUGCUUCCGGUAGCAGCAUCCGCAUUUGGACCCUGGACAUCCACCGACUGUGUGCUGUGCAUCGAAGCCAGUCGCGAGAAUGAGCAACCGGAAAACGAACCCUCUCCUGUAGUGUUUUCUUCGUUUGCGAUGGCUUGGGGGAAAAUCUGACAGAUUUUUUUUCCUCUAGUCACGGAGAGCAUGAUCCUGUUAUCAACUGGAGCAUAAAGAUGUACGCCCCGGGUGGUCGUCGAAAGCGAUGAUUUACCGCAGCAUCGAACCCAUUUGUUUGAUUGGGUGCCAUCGCAUACCGUGUCUGUUCGCCAUCCGCCCGUUCCGUUACGUCUAGUCCGACCGGAGGUCAUUUGCAUGAGAAUAGGAUCGUCCAAUAUGUGAUAAGCAGGAGGCAGAAUUAACUAAGUUGUUAGUUGAAAACAAGCUCAUGUAACUUUAUCAGGCGGGUGUGAGUUUGCGAAAAAAGAAGAGAAAAACAAACCAGCAGUGAUGGUGAGUCAUAAACUGGGAUGAGUUUGCCGGCUUUGUAUGGCUCGUUUAAUAGAGUGACAAUAUUACUCCGUUCAGUGACCGUAAACAUUUGAUUGGGCGGUACUAGCGUUUUGAAUUGCAUUCCAAUUAAAGGAUACACUACGAACCGCAUUGUGUCUGUAUUGAGCGGAUUCGCUAUUUUUUUCGAAGAAGGGAGGUAUUGUUUCUCCAUUGGAAUAAGCUACUGUUGUAUCGGUAGUAAACAUCAAGAAUGCCGUUCAGCGACUAUGUGAUUAUUAAGACUAAAUCGUAUAUAAUAAGAAUGAAUCGGGAGGAGAACCUAUGCUGGUUCCAUGGAAAGAUCUCACGCGAAAGGGCAGAGGAGAUACUCAGACAAGAGGGUGGCGAUGGUGUGUUUAUGGUACGUGAAAGCACCUCCUCGGAGGGUGAUUUUGUACUGUCGGUGCUAUUCCAGGAUGAGGUGGUACACUACCAGAUCCGUCGUCACGGGGAUGAUGCAUUUUUCUCCAUCGAUGACCACACGCCUAUCCACGGUCUGGAUUCGUUGAUCGAACAUUACAGGGAAUCGUCCAACGGGUUGGUAACGAGGUUGCAAGCGAUUUGCCGUAAUGAUCCUCCGCCCCAUGAGCUGCGCAGUCACGGCACAACGAAUCUUCUGCACAGGGCGACCAAAGAAAGUAAUUACACAAUCGUGUCGGAACUGUUGAAGUGUGGGUACAGAAACAUUGAUUCUAAAAAUCAAGACGGCCAAACGGCCGUACAUUUGGCGUGUUUGUAUGCGGAUGCUAGGAUUCUGGAGAAACUAAUAGAGAGGGGCUCAAAUAUCAACAACAGGGAUGCGCAAGGGAACACUCCCUUACAUUAUGCCUGUCGCAAGCAAAGUGGUCAGGAGAUGGUUCGACUUUUGAUAAAAGCCGGCGCUAAUCCACAAGCUCGAAACAAGGAAACAGGAUGGGUACCAUUGCAUGAAGCUGCAGCAAAUGGAAAUCUCGAAAACAUUAGAGAACUGUUAGCAGAUCGUGUUCCUCAUAUGCCCCGCACCAGUUUUGGAGAACUACCAUCAGAUUUGGCCAAAGAAAACGGUCAUUUCGCGUUGGUGGAGUUUUUCAGCAGUUAUGAGCCACCUCCUCCAAACACACACAAAGGACACUGGUAUCACGGCACCCUCGAUCGGCAAGUGGCGGUGGAAAGUUUGAGGGAACACGUGAAAAAAUUAUCGCUAGUGAGCACAGGAAAAGAAAACAAAGAGAAUGAAAAUGGUGAAACUGAUCAGCAACAAGACGCAUCUGGAGUUUAUUUAGUGCGUUAUUCGGCCAAACACGGUGUUGAUGUGUUGACACUGCUUUUCAAUGGCGAAGCAAAGCAUUUCAUCAUACAGCGAAAGCAAAACUAUCUCUAUAUAGACGAUGGUCCAUACAUGAUAUCGUUGGAGCACUUGAUAGAACACUAUAGUCGGUUUUCCGAUGGAUUGCAAAUUAAUCUAAAAUACUCAGUGCCUCCCAAACCGAAACCUCCAAUUCCUUUAUUUUCGACCAUACCGAAAACUAAACACAAGACGCCUACAAGCCCGGAGGCCAAUUCGCCCCCAAAUGCUCGAAGUAACCCAGCUGGUAACUUGAGUUCGUCUUUUUUCCGUAAAUCUAGUGACAAUAAUAUACCGAAGCUGCCGCAUCCCGCAGCACCGGUACGAAAUCUCUCCGUUCCGAACGACAGCAUGUUGCAACAAAUGAAUAAAGUCGGCCUGUUCGAUCGGAGUCCCGAGAGGACAUCCACGCCCAAAUCGCAGUCGAAUGCCGACGAGAACAAAUCCGUGUCAACUAAUUCUACGCUGAAGAAGAAAAAAAAUAUAAUCAUCGAUGGUAUGAAAAGCUUGAGGAAAAGUAAAAUCAAACCGAAACCUCCCGCAGAUGACUGUCAAUUGAACAGAGAAAGUCUGAUCGCUCAAAUUAGUUCUUCGAAAAUAUUACAACAACUAUCGUUCUCGUCAGAUUUCUCUCUAUCAUCAAACUCACUGAAUUCUCCCGGAGAGCUGUACAAUACGCCCAGCAACAAUUGUGCCAUCGUAGACAUUGACAUUGGCGAACCAACGAUUCCAUCCAACAACCGAAACAUUGACAAUAUCAACAACAAUGGAACUGUCAUUGGCGGUUCCACGCAAAAUACGCUAGGAACCCGACCGUCUCUUGAUACUAGCCUUGACGAAGCAACGAAACCAGUAGAUUACUUCACCGAAAGCGACAAAAACAUCUACGAUGACGAUCAGCUGGACAAUAGCAACGAGGAGAUAUACUUUAUAGACGUGCCACCCACGCUUCCUGCCCCGAAUCCUCCUCAGAUCGCGACCGUCGAUAACAAUAAUCCUCCCUCAAAGCCUGCAACCGCUACGAAUUACAUUGUCACUCGGAACGUUCCAGUUUUCAGCAGCAUGUCGGUCGAAGAAUGUACCACUCCGACGAGUCCGUCUCUGGUCCCUCCGCAAGCCGUUCGCCAGGGUGGAGCCUUCGAGCGGUUGGAUUCUACCCUGUCCACGAUGAGCCGUGACAGCAUCCAAAGCGGCGACUCUGAGUUCCUUUCCAUCAUUCAGCAGCAGCAGGAUGAAGACGAACGGCUUCACUUGCGCCUCAACCGAUCGACGUCCGCUCGACCAAACUAUUUCAUUCCCAAGGAAUACAUCGUGACCCAGAAAGUGCUCGGCAGGGGAGAGUUUGGAUAUGUGUACGCGGGCUCGCUAAUGCCGUGCCAUCUAGAGCCUGGUUCGGACAAACCGAUGUUUGGUAACCAAGAGCCAGCCGAAUGUAUUCCCAUUGCUGUGAAACAACUCGUUGAAAGCCAAGGUAAACGCAACCGAGCCGACUUUCUGCGAGAAGCAAGCGUGAUGAUUCGACUGAGGCAUCACUGCAUCGUGAAGCUGAUAGGAAUUUGCAAGGGACCACCACUUAUGAUGAUAGAGGAACUUGUGCCGCUGGGUUCAAUGUUGGAUUAUAUUAUUGCGAACAAGAGCACGCUCAAUCCGAAACAUGAACUGAUAAUCUGGGCAGCGCAGAUCGCUUGUGGAAUGCAAUAUCUCGAGCUCCAUCACUUUGUUCAUCGAGACCUGGCGGCAAGAAACAUUCUGCUGGCCUCUCGUUAUCAAGCAAAAAUAUCCGACUUUGGACUAUCACGUGCAAUUGGUGCUGGCGAUGAUUAUUACCGAGCCAGUCAGGGCGGAAAGUGGCCUAUCAAAUGGUACGCACCGGAGAGCUUCAACUACGGCACAUUUUCCCACGCGAGCGACGUAUGGUCCUUCGGUGUAACGAUGUGGGAAAUGUUCUCCCUCGGGGCACCACCCUAUCAUGACAUGAAGGGCGUUGACGUGAUCAAGCUAAUAGAGAACAAUCAACGGCUCUCCCAGCCGGAACUUUGCCCGUCCAAAGUGUUUGAAAUUAUGAACAGUUGCUGGAAUUACAAUCCAAAAAAUAGACCGACAUUUAAAUUUUUGACCCGCUUUUUCACUGACGACAUCGAAUACCAAAACCUGCAGGAGAUGGUUCAGAGCGGUAAGGAAAUUAAUGCCAAUCAGUAGGUACAAUUAGGGAAUGUUUUUUUUUCUUUUCUGUCAGUUAUAAGUUCAAAGUAUUACCAUUGUAUACAAGAUUUUAGGAUACUGGCAACUACAAACAUUACCACUUCUUUGUUCUUAUCAAUUGCAUUACCAUCGAAGGAGAUUUUUUCUUCGAGAGAACAGAAGAACCCAAACAUCUUGCCGGAUGAGAAAGAAUUAUUUCUUUCCGUACAUUGUGUUGUUCAAUUUUGAACCCAUUUCCUGAUCGUUGUGUUUUGUUUUUAAAAUAGGAUCAUAUUUAUUGUCAUGCAACACAAUGAGUUGUUGCACAACUUUUUAGAAACAACACAUACCUCCACAACACUAACACCAUUCCUUCCUUUAAGACUAGGUAUAAAGGUUUCUUCGCAAUACGUUUGUGUCAUAUUGAAGUUUAUUCGCGCCAGCAAGAAAAACAUGUGUUACAAGUUAUUUUAAAUUACUGCAAUGAGUUGAUGUGCCUUCCUCUUCUCUCUAAAUUGUGUGUUAUUUAAAGAAGAUUUAUAUUAUUUAACCUCCGGAAAUAAGAUUUCUUCGCAAGUGCUAUAUGUGUAGAAUACGUGCAAGAUUGUUUCUAGAGAAAAUAUAAGAUUUCCAAUGAUACAUUGCAGUGAAGGAAGUAAAACAUAUUGAUGGAUAUUCAUAUAAAUGUAAUAAUCAAUCAAUUAACAACAGUAAAACGUUUUGCAUUGUUUUGCACAAUCCGAACAAGUCCAACUAUAAAGACUAUAAAACUUGCGCAGUUUUUUAAAUUUUUUUAUUCAUUCAUAUUCAACGUGAUGCUCCUUUAUACCAACCAGUGCAUAAAAUACUGUAUGUCACACGAGCUACCUUAUUUCUUCUGAUAAAUUAUUUUCGUGUAUACUUGCAAAACUAUAACUAUUCGAAAAAUUGACAACAAAAUACUAUUACAUAGUUAUUAGUUAGUAACUGUGCCCGACACGGGAUACUUCCUACUGGGAUGCAGCUGACUAUUAAUCAGCAACGCCCCCUAGUCUGUACCCCAUAUCUAGCGUUGUGCGUCUUCUCGACUCGAGGAAUCCAGGAUAGAGUGGUGACUAGCCGGCACAAACAUCAGCUCGUGUAGAGUUGUCAUGAGCGGUACAACCUUUGGCUCUUGUUGAAUGAUCAGUGGACUACACAACCUUUGGCCCGUGUGUCU